This is a messenger RNA of Alternaria novae-zelandiae, 942 nucleotides long. RefSeq lists its product as uncharacterized. The transcript is spliced from 3 exons. The coding region runs from base 1 to 942 and encodes 313 amino acids. Lineage: Eukaryota; Fungi; Ascomycota; Dothideomycetes; Pleosporales; Pleosporaceae. The record is from RefSeq and is a predicted model, not a curated record.
AUGGAUCCGGGCACGUACCGCUUUGACAGCUACGAGAACGGCAAGCCAAAAUGGGCGCCUGGCAAAGACGACAAGAGAGACUACCGCGACUACCGCGACAGCCGAAGAGGCGAUCACCGCCGCUCUCGCAAGGAGAGGCCUGUCGACGAUGCGCCGCCGCCGCCAUAUCCCAACAACCCUCCACCGCCCCCGCAUGGCGCCUAUCCUCCACCGCCUCCACCAGGCCACGAAGGUUAUCCUCCGCCGCCUCCCCCUCCGCCGCCAGGAAUGGAGGGCAUGCCACCUCCACCACCCGAAUCUAUGCCACCACCACCCAGAGAAGAACGCGACCCUCGUGGAGCCCGACCACGUCGCCAUCGCAGGCAACCGUCCUACUCGUCCGACUCUGACUCUGAAUCCCCACCACCCCAACCUCGACGCAAGCAUCGCGAGGAACGCCGCGACGACCGCCCCCGCCGACCCAGGCACGAGGAUACCUACGACUCAUACGACGAGCACUAUCCUCCUCGCAGGCCCAAAGACGAUGGGCGCCGUGACCGCGACGGCUACAAGUCCGAAGGCUACAAGUCCGACCGCCGCCGCAAAGACAAGGACCCCUACUACGAUGACCGCGAACGCCGUGACAGGCCCCGUGACGAUCGCAGACGCCGCGACGACGGCUACGAUAACAAAUACGACGACAUGUUCAACAGCAAGCCGCGCCGCGACUCUCGCUAUGACGAUGGAGGUCGCGAUAGGCGCAGUCGAUACGACGACGAUGAUCGCUACGACGACCGCCGCAGGAGUGGUAGAGGCGGAGGCGGCAAGCCGGGAAAGCCUGGACAGCCGGAGUGGCAGAGGCAGGCUAUGGGCAUGUUCAAGGACUAUGCCCUACCUAUCAUCAAGAAAGAGGGCGCCAAAUAUGUGCAGAAGCAGAUGGCCGGUGGCUUUGGAAGGCGCUGA